This is a messenger RNA of Nymphaea colorata (pocket water lily), 1602 nucleotides long. Its product is annotated as 3,9-dihydroxypterocarpan 6A-monooxygenase-like. The transcript has 3 exons. Lineage: Eukaryota; Viridiplantae; Streptophyta; Magnoliopsida; Nymphaeales; Nymphaeaceae. Gene Ontology annotation, molecular function: iron ion binding; oxidoreductase activity, acting on paired donors, with incorporation or reduction of molecular oxygen; heme binding. The record is from RefSeq and is a predicted model, not a curated record. Bases 1 to 1434 code for a protein of 477 amino acids.
AUGGUAACAAGAUUUGGUCACGUAGGCUGGACUUUGCCGCUAGAGCUUCUCCUGGUCGUCCGCACACACGACGCCAGUUUCCGGAAAAAACACAUAAGUGCUGCCAUGGAAAUAGCUUAUUGCUUCUGCAACUCGUCUAUCAUUGUCCUUUCCAUCUUCCUCGUUAUCAUUUUUUGCCGGUUCUUGUCUAAUCGAUCCACCUUCAGGCUCCCACCUUCUCCACCUUCUCUCCCGAUCUUGGGCCACGCUCACCUCUUACUCGGCAGCACCCCUCACUGUGCAUUACAAAAGCUUAGCAUUCGAUACGGCCCACUCCUGUAUCUCCGAAUCGGCUGUGUGCCAGUAGUUGUCGCUUCCUCACCGUCGCUUGCCAGAGAAUUCCUCAAUGUCCAUGGAUCUUCCUUCUCCUCUCGUCCCCACAUCACCCUACUGGACACUCUGUUGUACGGCCGACUUCGCAUUUGCGCCAGUGGGGCCCUUAUGGAAAACAAUGAGGAAAACAUGCAUGGUGGAGCUCCUUGGCGGCAGGUCGCUCCGACGCUUCAGCUUCAUUCGGCAGCAGGAGAACGGCUGCUUCUUACGGGCCAUGAUGGCGAGCGCUGGGAUACAAGAAAAAGUGCAGAGAUAUUCAUACUCGAUGGUCUUAUGGAGGAGGUGGUGAAGGAGCACCAGAGAAUGGAGAAGACGGUGGAGAGUAAAGAUAUCAUCGAUGUUCUUCUAAAGAGCAUAAAAAAAGACAAGGAAGAGGGAGAGAUCACCAAGGAGAAUGUCAAGUCUCUUAUUUUGGAUGUGUUUUUUACAGGAAUUCACACGGCAUCAAUUCCGUUGCAGUUCGGCUUGAUGGAGCUUGUACGUCACCCUUCAGUGUUAUUAAAAGCCCAAGCAGAGAUGGAUUCGGUUGUUGGCAAGAAGAGGCUGGUGGAAGAAAGAGACUUGGCCAACCUUCCUUACCUGAAGGCCAUUGUGAAGGAGACACUGAGGCUGCACCCGGCAGUGCCAAUGGUGCCCAGAGCAAGCACUGAGGAUUGCAGAGUUGGGGAAUAUGACAUCCCAGCCAACACUUGGGUCUUUGUAAAUGUGUGGGCGAUGGGGAAGGACCCUUGGGACAGCCCGUCCGAAUUUCGACCGGAGAGAUUCCUUGGCAGUCCUGUAAACGUCAAGGGAGAGUACUUUGAGUUGCUCCCUUUUGGUAGCGGCCUGAGAAUGUGCCCAGGCUCUGCCCAUGCUCUGCUUGUGUUUUGCACCGUGCUCGCGGGCUUCAUACAGUGCUUCGACUGGGAGGUUGAUGGUGGCCCUAAAAGACUGGACGUGGAGGAAAGAUCCGGUGGCAUGACAGUUUCGAUGGCGAACAAGUUGAUUUGCCGUCCCAUCCCUCGUUUUGAUGCCCUAAUCGUUGAAUAUAAAUCAGCAAAUGAGUAUCUAAACGACAGGUAGACGCUGUUGACAGAUUGAUGCUUAGUCUUCACAUUUCAACCAAGGACGAAGAUCUACCACGAUCGAAUAGAGUACUGCUCAACUAACACUCUAUUGUGCUGGUUCUUAUAAUUAUCUGUUUGCAUGUUUGCUUCAGGAUGAUUGUUUCAAAUCCAGCAAACGGUUUAU